UGUGUGUGAGUGAGUGCGAGCUGUGCGUGCGGGGUCCCCGCGGGCCGCGGCGCUUGGGGGGCCCGGCCCGGCGCGGCCUGCGCUCCCCUGCUGGCGCUCAAGGGGGUCCCCCUUGAGGGGGCCCCCUGCGAGGGUGCCGGGGUCCCCCCCCGGAGGGUGCGGGGUGACGGUGGCAGCGAGUGUUUCCCCGGUUGUCGGCUCCCCGGCGGGGUGAGGGGCGGGCAGGUGGGCGAUGAAUGGUUUCAGCACGGAGGAGGACAGCCGGGAUGGGCCUCCCGCAGCCCCCUUGUACGGCCAGAGCUGCUGCCUCAUCGACGACGGGGACCGCUGCGUGCGCCCCGCCGGCAACGCGUCCUUCAGCAAGAGGAUCCAGAAGAGCAUCUCGCAGAAGAAGCUGAAGCUGGACAUCGACAAGAGUGUGAGGCAUCUGUAUAUUUGUGAUUUUCACAAGAACUUCAUCCAAAGUGUCCGAAACAAAAGAAAGAGGAAGACAAGUGAUGAUGGAGGUGACUCUCCUGAGCAUGAAACGGAUGUCCCAGAGGUUGACUUGUUCCAGCUCCAGGUGAACACCCUGCGACGUUACAAGAGACAUUAUAAGUUGCAGACUAGGCCUGGACUCAACAAGGCUCAACUGGCAGAAACUGUCAGUCGUCACUUCAGGAAUAUUCCUGUGAAUGAGAAAGAGACGCUUGCAUAUUUCAUCUAUAUGGUGAAGAACAACAAGAGCAGGCUGGACCAGAAAUCGGAAGGUAGCAAGCAACUAGAAUGAAGAUGAACAAGACCUGGGAUAAGAGAGACCUUGAAGGAACAGAUGGUAUUGUGCAUUUUAGGUAUAUAAAAACUGCUGAAGUAUACUGUAAAUUUUUUUUAAAUGCAGUAAGUCUGGAUGACAGAAAAAGCUAUAGACAUUGUUAUCAGGAGUAUUGGGAAACAUGUGCUCAGCAUGUUUCUGAAGACUUCUUCCCCUCAUUUCAAAGUCACAUUGGAACAGAGAAAUGAGGAUAAUGCAGAAACCAAGUAAACCCAUAGGACUGUGGAGUUUGUCAGCUCAGUGUUCUAAACCAUUUCUGGAAAUCUGCAUCUCAGUGCAAUUCAGAUCACAGAUGGAAUUUUCCCACUGAAUUCAGACUGCAUCACAAGCCACCACUGCAGUUUGACUUGGCUGAGGACUGGAACAGCAACAGAGAUUAAAUCCAUUAUUGAGGUGCAUGGGCCAGAAGUUUGCCUGAAGCUUGCUCCCCACCUGCACAUGCUCUGUCCUGCCUUGAGUCAGUGCUUCAAGUCCCAGUCUUCUACAGCUUCUCCAGCUCACCAAAUCUGCUCCCAUGAACUCUGCUUCACUAGUCUGAAAUUGAUACAUUUUUCUUUAACCAUCCUUCCUCCCACCCCCUUUUGACAUGGAUGCCAAACAGUUCUCUGCAGUUUCUUUUUCUAAUUUCUUUUCUUUCAGAGCUCACUAAUUAAUUGUCUGUAAGCAUUUAAAAACUCCUGCAUUUCCUCUGAAUGUGGUAUUAAGGCAAAUACAGCUUAUCUGCUGAGUCUGGUCCUGUUGGUAGAAAUGCUCAUUUAAUUCACUUAUGUGUAUUUCCUUUGUAUUCAAGGCUCAGUGAUGGUAGGUGAAACAGGAACAUCUGUCCCCUAAUCUCUGUGUCAGAUCAGGUAUCAGUCAUGAAUUUUAUACUGAAGAUGCUCUUCAGCAGGUGUCACAGAACUGCUGUCAAUCAGUGGGCUCAGCAGUCUCUUUGGUAAAAGCAAACUUAGGCUGAUGGGUGUAGUAUGAUAACUGGGAGAGUGACCUGAGUGGAGCAUGAUGCGUUUCAUCUGUCUUUGCAAUGGGCAGCAAGUAUCAAAGCAUUUGCCUUUUAUGUGCAUCACAUGUGCUUUCGUAAGAGCUGUGUGAGUGAAGGAUGCUGGUGCUCUGUAACUGGGCACUGUAGGAGGAGAUUGCUCUGAUUUUGUUAUUUAAAGCCAAGGUGUCCUUACAAAUAAUGCAGUGGUUAUUUUGGCAAAAGGAGCUUCUGAAAGUGUUGGUUGUGACUGACUGUUCUCCAGUGACCUCAAAUCUCUUCAAGGGGAUGUCAUAAUUUAAAGCACCACUCUUUUUUUGCUGUUUUGAUGUCUCCAUUCUGUUACAAGAUGCCAAGACUACACAUAGUAUAUUCUCAACAAGCCUUAAGCAACAAACUGAACAGUAGAGAACUUUGGCUAACGUUUUCUCAAUGGCAGGUUUUACUAUUCUGAAACUGGAUGAAGCUUUGUUGACGAGCUAAAUAUACAUCAUGAUCCCAGCUCAGUGCUGCUUCAGAAGGUAUGAAGGGUUCACAUGGUGAAGCUCUUAUUGAAGCUUUCCCAGGGUCUCUUUAAAAUUCAAGUCAUAAUUUAAAGAAAGCCGUACAUCAGCUCUGAAGCAUUUGCUAAUACUCCAAAAACGUGUUCAACAAACUUUGACAUGUCUCAUUCCUAUGUCAUAGGCAGUAAUACUCUGUUAUGGUACACAUCCCAUUUGUGAAGUUUUGGGGAGUGUGAUUGUUUCAGCAUUUCCUUGUUCAAUCCAGUAUGGAUUUUAAGACCAUCAGACAAGAGAGAGGUUCAAUGAAUGAGGAGAGAAUGUCUUGUGUCAGCAUUUCAUAAAUGUUUAAGAAGUUCCUAAUUACUGGUCCUUUCCUUAUUGAAAGGAUGGAGUAAUUCCCACAUUAGUCACCAUGAUCUGGCUUCUCUCAUUCAGGACAGAUAGCUAAGAGAGUUCUCUGACUGCAUGGGUAACCAUCAAAGUACUCGUGCAGUCAGAAGGUAUUACUAAGGGAAAAUUAGUGAGGUGAGAGGUUUAUGCCUCUUUGUAACUUCUAGACCAAAACUGUAAAAAAAUGUAGUUUGUUUGGGAUUUACCUUCUUUUUUAUUGUAUUUUGUUUUGUUUUAUUCCUAAGAGUAAAUAAAUCUGUUGGGGUGUUUUAGCAGCCAGCAGCAAGAUGAUUCGUUUCAAGGAAAUAUGGUGGCAGGUUCCAUCUGUUCAGGUGUAUUCACUGGAAUGCUUUUGUGCAGAGGUGGUAUCCAGGAAACUUAUUUUUAUUUUCCUUAAAAUAGUCAAUUGAUGUGAUCCUGUUGGGUCACUGUUAAAGCAAUUAUACCUUUUUUUGGGAAGAAAAAUUAAAUUCUUAGUGAAGUGUGAUGGUGAAGAGAUGUUUACCAGCCAUUAGCAGUUGUUUAUAAGGUGGAAAGCUUGGAGGCAAGACACCAAAGAAACAGAAGAAUCUUUGGUUGUUGGACCCCACAGCCUUAUAAACCCUUGCAAAUGCCUUAUUACCUUGUUCUCAACUGAGCUGAAUGCCUUGAGCAAAAAGAAGCCGAUGUCUUGUUGGAAGGGUUAGCCACUUUAUGGCUCCCAUGCUAUAAACUGAAAUCACACAUCAAUUCAGUAGCAAUAUCCAUGUUCAGGGUGCCUGUGAUUCUUGAAAAGCAUUUAGUGUCUAAUAACCAGAAAACGUAACAAUGCAAUCGUCGUUCUGUAUGAAACCAUGCUGUGUAUUUGAUUCCUUAUGCUGCAUGCCAAUUAAACAGCAAAAGACUUUCCAACUUCUUUUUGGUUUAAACUUCAAAGUAAAUGUGUUUGAACCUCACACUUGUGAAGCCAUGAGGUGGGACAUUUGCUCAGCACUUUUAGACAUGACGUGUUGGAAAGGUGGAAGACCCAAAUUGCUUUGGCUGGUAUGAUGAGUUUGUUUUUUCUUUUACAUUUUCGCUUUUCACAGAUGGGCCUUAAAUUCUGUCUAGCUUUGAACCAUGGAGCACAAGCCUUGGGGGCAUGGAGGAUGACCAGAUGUCAUCUUCCAUUUCUAAUAGUGGAAGCUUAUUUCUUACAAGCCUGCAUAGGUGACAUUCACCCUGGGGCAGAGGAAUCGUCUUUAAAGCUCUCCAGCCAUUAUAGAGCCUAACUCAAUUACAUUGCCUAAUUCAAUUCUCAUUGAAGAGUUGCAUUUACUUCAUUAGACUUGAAUAGAUCCAAAGCCAUUAGUAUGAGAUCCAAAUAAUGCAGAAACAUCUCUUCUGGGGUUAAUUCCAUCCUGUAUGCUGACCCUCUGCUCACUUUAAAGGAAGAAGAAGAAAUCAUUGCUGGUAGUUAUUGGCUUGAGCUCAACUCAAGGGAGUUGGAAACGUGGAGACUUGAGUCGGUGGCAGUCUGACGGCUGAAAAGUGAAAAUCUAUCCAAGGUGGCUGUGUUAGAAUGCAGGGUCUGAGUUUCUGCAUAGCAAAGAAUGUGGUAUAACAUGAAGUAAGCAAUGGUAUUAAAAGUUACUGUUUCUUUUGCCAGGCACUUUAGAUGCUCAAGCCUGAGAAAAGCAGAGUGGGCAGGUUUGUACCUCUUGUCCCCAGUACUCUGUUGUCCUGGUUUUCCUUAACAAUGUGGCUGUAAACCACUAGAUGCCCUGGUGUGCAAGACUUGACCACAACACAGCAAGUCUGGCACUGCAAGUUAGUUUGAAGUGCAAGUUGGAUUCAGAGAGGCUUUGAAAACAAGAGCCACAAUAACCCACAGUGAGUGUGUAUUUGGGAGGGGGUCAUGUUGGCACAGAAUGAAACAGGACCUGGCCCACAGAGAGGCUGAACAACAGCAGCGUGGAGGAGGAUUUGUUCAGUGUUAGCUCUUGUAAUGGAUGUUUUAUGAGAGGGGAAGAAGGGGGAGCUGCGCACUUUACAUCUUUUGGUUGAGCCAAAUGUAAAUACCAAUGGGAGAGCUUCAGCAGUAACUGCAGUUGGAGGGGAGAGAAAUGGUCUGCUGAGGGACUGUUUAUUUAAAUGUGCAGACCAUACACUUCCCUAGAGCACUAGAGUCACUUUGCCUGUACAGAUUAAAAGAGUGGGCAAUACAAGGCAGCCUCCUGCACAAAAGGAGUCCUUGUACUGCCCCAAAUAUUGACUGAAGAGUCCUAAAGGUGAAGGAAUGUUUAUUGAUGCCUCACUCCUCUUGUCACUGCUGCCCUCUAACCAUCUCUAGCUUAUCAAGUCAGGGAGUUCUCAUGUUCCACUUUCAAAGUGCAAAUGAACUGUUAGGAUGUAAGGUACUCCUUGCACUUUUCACAGCUAUCCCUGGUCUCACGGAUUGGACUUCCUGGUUAAAACAUCUGUUUGGAAUGAAUUGAAGUGUGGGGAAAGGGGGAGGCUCCUGCCUUAAACCUGAACUUCCCUUGCAAGCGACUAUGCAGCCACCCUGUGCAUUAAGAGGGCCAAGGAGCCCUUUAGCUGAGCCCAAACAGGGCUGGGUUUACUCCACAACUAGAGUGCAAGGGAGGUGAAUAGCAGGUAACUUGCAGUAUGGCUUGAAGUCUUUCAGCAGGCUUAUCAGGAGAGAAAAACUGUUCCCUCUUCUGUUUCUGGCCUCCAUGUGUUGUGCUGAUCUUAUGCCAAAUGUUUUGGACACCUUGUAUUUUUAACUGUGUAAUAUAGCUGUGUAUUGUUAAAGCAACUUAGUAACUUAUAGCAAAAACUGUAGAACUCAUUUCUCUGAGGUGUAGGAGAUGUCCUGCUUCCACUGUGUAUGAGACUUUAACUCUGUACUGUCUGACAAAGACACAAUGCUGAAUUUCACUUUAAUAAAUGAUCUAUCUAGCAA
This is a messenger RNA of Melopsittacus undulatus (budgerigar), 5606 nucleotides long. It is a transcript of the gene SAP30L, whose product is annotated as SAP30 like. Gene Ontology annotation, cellular component: histone deacetylase complex. The transcript is spliced from 4 exons. The record is from RefSeq and is a predicted model, not a curated record. Bases 233 to 769 code for a protein of 178 amino acids. Gene Ontology annotation, molecular function: transcription coregulator activity; protein binding. NCBI's taxonomy places the organism in Eukaryota, Metazoa, Chordata, Aves, Psittaciformes, Psittaculidae. Gene Ontology annotation, biological process: regulation of DNA-templated transcription.